UCACAUAGAGGUCCCAGCCAGUGCUAAAAAAUAUGGCAGUGGGGAAUCUUCUUUUGGCAGCAUCAGUUUUGUUCACAGGCAAUACAUUCACCACUUUGCAAGAGAUCUGCGAAAAUAUGAAAUUGACUAUCAUGACUGAACGAGAUUUUUAUCUCAUACAAAGGAAAUUUUUGCUGCCUUCCGUUAAUCAGAUGUGGGAAUUUCAUCAACAAGAAAUUCUUAAAGAUUACAGCACCAAGAUUAACCUGACCCUCGCUGGAGAUGCCCGAUGUGACAGCCCUAGCCAUUCUGCUACUUUUGGUACUUAUUCGCUUAUGGAUUGUGAGAAAAACAUCAUUCUUACAACUAAUGUUGUUAAGGUGACAGAGGUCAAAAAUUUGUACCAUUUGGAAAAUGAGGGAAUGAUUCGUAGUUUAAAACAGCUAGAGCGAGCAGGUGUGAAAGUGACUACACUAGCAACAGACAGGCAUCCCCAAGUAACUAAAACACUAAGGGAAAAAUUUGGCAACAUUAACCAUCAGUUUGAUGUGUGGCACAUUGGAAAGAGCCUAACGAAAAAGCUAUCAGCCGCAGCAAAGCGGAAAGAGUGCGCCGACUUUCAACCUUGGGUGAAGUCCAUCAUCACUCAUUUUUGGUGGUGCGCAGAUACUUGCCAAGGGAGUGAGACUCAAUUAAAGCAAAAGGCAAUAUUAGCAGACGAAGUAGACCAUCAAAAGCAGAUGCAGUACAAGAACAUGUCUCCAGAUUUAGAAAUGCUUUAG
Molecule: messenger RNA, 761 nt
Organism: Anneissia japonica
Lineage: Eukaryota; Metazoa; Echinodermata; Crinoidea; Comatulida; Comatulidae
Exons: 4
Coding region: 33-761 (242 amino acids)
Source: RefSeq, a predicted model, not a curated record